Molecule: messenger RNA, 876 nt
Organism: Musa acuminata AAA Group (dessert banana)
Lineage: Eukaryota; Viridiplantae; Streptophyta; Magnoliopsida; Zingiberales; Musaceae
Product: photosystem I P700 chlorophyll a apoprotein A1-like
Exons: 1
Coding region: 1-876 (291 amino acids)
Biological process (GO): photosynthesis
Cellular component (GO): thylakoid; membrane
Source: RefSeq, a predicted model, not a curated record
AUGAGCGCUUUAGGGCGUCCACAAGAUAUGUUUUCAGAUACCGCUAUACAAUUACAACCCAUCUUUGCUCAAUGGGUACAAAACACCCAUGCUUUAGCACCCGGCAUAACAGCUCCUGGUGCAACAGCAAGUACCAGCUUAACUUGGGGAGGUGGUGAGUUGGUAGCAGUAGGCGGCAAAGUAGCUUUGUUACCUAUUCCAUUAGGAACCGCAGACUUCUUAGUCCAUCAUAUUCAUGCAUUUACGAUCCACGUGACUGUAUUGAUACUACUGAAAGGUGUUCUAUCUCGCAGUUCCCGUUUGAUACCUGAUAAAGCAAAUCUUGGUUUUCGUUUUCCUUGUGAUGGACCUGGAAGAGGGGGGACAUGUCAAGUAUCUGCCUGGGAUCAUGUCUUCUUAGGUCUAUUCUGGAUGUACAAUGCGAUUUCCGUAGUUAUUUUCCAUUUCAGUUGGAAAAUGCAGUCGGAUGUUUGGGGUACUAUAAGUGAUCAAGGGGUAGUAACUCAUAUUACAGGAGGAAACUUUGCGCAGAGUUCCAUUACUAUUAAUGGGUGGCUUCGAGAUUUCUUAUGGGCACAGGCAUCUCAGGUAAUUCAGUCUUAUGGUUCUUCAUUAUCUGCAUAUGGUCUCUUUUUCUUAGGUGCUCAUUUUGUCUGGGCUUUCAGUUUAAUGUUUCUAUUCAGUGGCCGUGGUUAUUGGCAAGAACUCAUUGAAUCCAUCGUUUGGGCUCAUAACAAAUUAAAAGUUGCUCCUGCUACUCAGCCUAGAGCCUUGAGCAUUGUACAAGGACGUGCUGUAGGAGUAACCCAUUACCUUCUGGGUGGAAUUGCCACAACAUGGGCAUUCUUCUUAGCAAGAAUUAUUGCAGUAGGAUAA